Molecule: messenger RNA, 6339 nt
Organism: Ceratitis capitata (Mediterranean fruit fly)
Lineage: Eukaryota; Metazoa; Arthropoda; Insecta; Diptera; Tephritidae
Gene: brm
Product: ATP-dependent helicase brm
Exons: 5
Coding region: 342-5798 (1818 amino acids)
Biological process (GO): positive regulation of transcription by RNA polymerase II
Cellular component (GO): nucleus
Molecular function (GO): DNA binding; transcription factor binding; ATP binding
Source: RefSeq, a predicted model, not a curated record
UGAAUAUUUCAUGGCAGCCAUUGAAUUUUCUUCUCGCGUCGCUAUACAAAACAAUAAUCGUGUGUGUGGCCAGAGAAAUGGCGAAAUAGAGCUAUAUAAAAUAAAAUUAGUGGCUAAAAAUAUGUACGUUCGUGUAGAGUGACUUCAGACUAACAUUUAUGCAUUUACAAUUGGACAUAGUUUGCGAUAUUUACAGAGAAAAGAGGUUUUGAAAACUAGUUUCUCAUAGGAAGUUUUUGGAUUAGUAUUCGUGUAUAUCUGUGUGGUUGUCUCAUACCAAUUCGUUAUAAAUUCUUUAAGCUGAUCUCUUUGUGAAACCACACCACAAUCGCAGGGUGAAUAUGACUUCACCCUCACCGGCAAACAGUCCAAUGCCGCCGCCUCAGGCACCACCGGCUCAAAGCCCAUCACCUUCACCUCAUAGUCCCUACCCACAUCAACAAAUGCCACAGGGUCCGCCAGGUCAACAAGGGCCAUCUGGAGCUGGGUCAACGGGUCCACCACAUGGACCGCCACAACAAUCACAUAUGCAGGGACCACCCCCACAUAGUCAACACGGUCCACUACCACCAACAGGUCAUCACGGACCACCACCGGGGCCACCUGGUCAUCCUGGUGGGCCUUACACGCACCCUAUGCAACAUGCGCCACCGCAUGGCUCACCACAUGGACCACCACAACAUCAACAGCAUGGUGCGAUGCCGCCUGGACAACAUGGUGUGGGACAGCAUGGUCCACCACAGCCACCACAUGGGCAAGUGCCACAAGGGCAGCAUGGGCCUCCACCACCGGGUAGUGGCGGUGCACCAGGCAGUGGCCCACCAAUGUCGCAUGCACCUCCACCACACGGUGUGCCACCACCCCACGGCCCGCCAGGACCACAACAACAACCGGGAGUACAAGGUGCACCACCACCGCAUAUGAAUGGGCCACCAGGCCAAGGACCGCCGGGACCACCUGGUCCACCAGGACCGCCUCCACAAGGGCAUCACAUGGCGCCGCAUCAUCAAGGCAUGGGUCCGCAUAUGGGUAUGCAAAUGCCACCGCAAGGCCCUAAUAUGCCGCCAAUGGGAUAUCAAACACAUGGAAUGCCACCAAAUGGUCCACCGGCUCCCGGUCAGGGCCCACCACCCGGCGAUCGUCCCGUACAGGAAAGUCUCACUGCAUUACAACGCGCCAUCGACACCAUGGAGGAGAAGGGUCUGCAGGAGGAUCCACGCUACUCACAAUUACUCGCCAUACGCGCCACCUCGAAGCAUCAACAUCUUACUGGCAAUCAAGUGAAUAUGUUGCGCGCACAAAUCACAGCUUAUCGUCUGUUGGCGCGCAAUAAACCGAUUUCAAUGCAAAUGCAACAGCAAUUAGCACCACCACAGCAACAACAACAACAGCAGCAGCAGCAACAGCAACAACAACAACAACAACAGCAGCAACAGCAACAGCAACAACAGGUUGGCAUGCCACCUGGACCACCAGGUCCCCCAGGUCAACAUCCUGGUGUUCCCGUGCAGCAGCAACAGCAGCAGCAACCACAACAACAACAACAACAACAGCAGCAGCAGCAGCAGCAGCAGCCUGGACCAAGCGGUGUGCAACCGCCCGGCUGUGCUGGGAGUGCAGGCACACCACCACAAUGCCCAACACCGCCAGCCAGCGGUCCCUAUACACAGCAACAGCUGCCAGGUGGUCCUAAGUUGCAACCACCACCACCGCAGCAUGUACAGCAACCACCAAUGGCUCCAGGCGCUGGCGCACCAACAAUGCCACCGCAGCAAGAUAUGACACAUCAGUUGCCUAACGGUGCUGGCGGCAAGCCGAACGCCGGACCGCCGCCACCAAUGAUGGUUGGUGGUCAACCGCCUAUCUCCUCGCCGAUGCCGGCAACAAUGGCGCAAGGUGUGCGACCAGGAAUGCCGCAAGUUCCACCCGGUCUGCCACCGCAGGCACCGCCCGGCAUGCAAGCACCCAAACCUGGCGCACCACCACCACAACAGCCCAUGCCGAAGCCAAAUCGCAUUACCACUGUGGCCAAGCCGGUAGGUUUGGAUCCGAUUACGUUGUUGCAGGAGCGCGAGAAUCGCAUAGCGUCGCGUAUUUCAUUGCGCAUGCAAGAGUUGCAGCGUCUGCCCGCUACUAUGCCGGAAGAUUUACGUCUACAAGCGGCUAUAGAGUUGCGUGCUUUGCGUGUGCUCAACUUCCAGCGUCAGUUGCGUGCAGAAAUUGUGCAGUGCACGCGUCGCGACACUACGCUAGAGACAGCUGUAAACAUCAAGGCAUACAAGCGCACGAAACGCCAGGGACUGCGUGAGGCGCGUGCCACCGAGAAGCUGGAGAAACAACAGAAAUUGGAGGCGGAGCGCAAACGGCGUCAGAAACAUCAAGAAUUCUUGGCUGCAGUGCUGCAACAUGGCAAGGAUUUCAAGGAAUAUCAUCGCAAUAAUAAAGCGCAAUUGGCGCGCGUCAACAAGGCGAUUAUGAAUCACCACGCCAACGCCGAGCGCGAACAGAAGAAGGAGCAAGAACGUAUAGAGAAAGAGCGUAUGCGUCGUUUGAUGGCUGAGGAUGAAGAGGGUUACCGCAAAUUGAUUGAUCAAAAGAAAGACAAACGUUUGGCAUUCUUGCUGUCGCAGACCGAUGAAUAUAUUAGUAAUCUGACACAGAUGGUAAAACAACACAAGGAUGAUCAGAAGAAGAAGAAGGAGGAAGAGAGUAAACGUUUGGUGCAAUACAAGAAAGAGCUCCUAAUGAGUGGUGAAUACAUGAAUAUCGAUGAGAGUUGCAUUGCUGCAGACAUGCGCGUAACUGUUGUAGAACAGUCAACGGGCACACGACUUUCCGGCGAAGAGGCGCCUACUUUGAAAAACUUGCAUAAUUGGUUAGAACGUCAUCCCGGCUGGGAUUGGAUUGAAUCCGAUUCUGAUGACGAGGGCGAUGCCGAAAUGCGUGAUGUUGAUGAUAAAGAACAUGAUAAAUCGAAGGAAGAAAAAGAAGAGAAGAAGGCCGAAGAAACAGAGAACAAAGACACCACAAAUGAAGACACUAAGGACUUCAUAAAGAAAGUCAAAGUGGAAGAUGAUGAAUAUCGCACCGAAGAGCAGACAUACUACAGCAUUGCACACACAGUACACGAAAAGGUUACUGAACAGGCAAGCAUAAUGGUUAAUGGUCAAUUGAAGGAAUACCAAUUGAAGGGUUUGGAAUGGUUGGUCUCGCUAUAUAAUAACAAUCUAAAUGGUAUUUUGGCCGAUGAAAUGGGUUUGGGUAAGACUAUACAAACAAUUUCGUUGGUUACCUAUCUAAUGGAUCGCAAGAAGGUCAUGGGUCCCUAUCUGAUUAUUGUACCCCUCUCUACACUACCCAAUUGGAUGCUGGAAUUCGAAAAGUGGGCGCCUUCAGUUGGCGUUGUGAGCUAUAAAGGCAGCCCACAGGGGCGUCGUUUGUUGCAAAAUCAAAUGCGUGCCACCAAAUUUAAUGUACUACUCACCACUUAUGAAUACGUUAUCAAGGAUAAAGCAGUGCUUGCUAAAAUCCAAUGGAAAUACAUGAUUAUCGAUGAAGGUCAUCGUAUGAAGAAUCAUCACUGCAAACUCACACAGGUCUUGAACACACAUUACAUUGCACCCUAUCGUUUACUACUCACCGGUACACCGUUACAAAAUAAAUUGCCCGAACUGUGGGCUUUACUUAAUUUCUUAUUACCAUCAAUUUUCAAGUCUUGCUCUACCUUUGAGCAGUGGUUUAAUGCACCCUUCGCUACAACAGGCGAAAAAGUUGAACUCAAUGAAGAAGAAACUAUUUUGAUUAUUCGUCGUUUGCAUAAAGUGCUGCGUCCUUUCUUGCUGCGUCGUCUCAAGAAGGAGGUGGAGCAUCAAUUGCCCGACAAGGUUGAGUACAUCAUUAAAUGUGACAUGUCUGGGUUGCAACGUGUGCUCUACAAGCACAUGCAAAGCAAAGGUGUCUUGCUUACUGAUGGUUCGGAGAAGGGCAAACAGGGCAAGGGUGGCGCUAAGGCUUUGAUGAACACAAUCGUGCAACUGCGUAAGCUUUGUAAUCAUCCAUUCAUGUUCCAACACAUUGAGGAGAAGUAUUGCGAUCAUACUGGCGCUCACAGCGUUGCGUCCGGUCCGGAUUUAUAUCGUGUGUCGGGUAAAUUUGAGCUGCUCGAUCGUAUUUUGCCAAAGUUGAAGGCGAGCAAUCAUCGUGUAUUGCUCUUCUGUCAAAUGACACAGUGCAUGACUAUUAUUGAGGAUUAUCUGAGUUGGCGUCAAUUUGGUUAUUUGCGUUUAGAUGGUACCACCAAAGCAGAGGAUCGUGGUGAAUUAUUGCGUAAAUUCAAUGCAAAAGAUUCGGAUUACUUUGUAUUUUUGCUCUCAACACGUGCCGGUGGUUUGGGUCUUAACUUGCAGACUGCCGAUACGGUUGUCAUCUUUGAUUCCGAUUGGAAUCCGCAUCAAGAUUUACAAGCCCAAGAUCGUGCACAUCGUAUUGGUCAACGUAAUGAGGUGCGUGUAUUACGUCUGAUGACAGUCAACUCUGUGGAGGAGCGUAUCUUGGCGGCUGCACGUUAUAAGUUGAAUAUGGAUGAGAAGGUCAUUCAAGCUGGUAUGUUUGAUCAGAAAUCGACAGGCAGUGAACGGCAACAAUUCUUGCAAACAAUUUUGCAUCAAGAUGAUAAUGAGGAAGAGGAAGAAAAUGAGGUGCCCGAUGAUGAGGUUAUUAAUAUGAUGAUUGCGCGUAGUGAAGAGGAGAUUGAAUUGUUCAAGAAGAUGGAUAUUGAUCGUAAGAAGGAGGAUGAAGAGUUGCAUCCGGGUAGAGAGCGUUUGAUUGACGAGUCAGAGUUGCCCGACUGGUUGACGAAGGACGAUGAUGAAGUGGAACGUUGGCAUCAAUACGAUGAGGAUACUAUUUUGGGUCGUGGCUCUCGUCAACGCAAAGAGGUAGACUACACAGACAGUCUUACCGAGAAAGAAUGGCUAAAAGCCAUCGAUGAUGGUGCCGAAUUCGAAGAGGAGGAAGAAGAAGAUGAUGCUAAGCGUAAGCGUCGUAAACGUAAAAAUCGCAAAGAUGAAUCCGAUGAAGACGAAUUGAUUAUGAAACGUCGUCGUCGCCAAAAUAUCGAUAAGCGUCUUAAGAAGCAAAUGAAUAAGAUUAUGUCCGCGGUUAUUAAAUAUACAAACGAUGAUGGUCGCGUUCUCUCAGAGCCAUUUAUGAAGUUACCAUCACGUCAACGGCUACCCGAUUAUUAUGAAAUCAUUAAACGACCUGUAGAUAUUAAGAAGAUACUGCAACGCAUUGAAGAUUGUAAAUACGGUGACAUUAAUGAGCUGGAGAAAGACUUUGUGCAGCUCUGUCAAAAUGCACAAAUAUACAAUGAGGAGGCCUCGCUAAUUUAUCUCGAUUCUAUUGAACUACAGAAGGUAUUCGUUAAUGCACGUGCACGCAUAACGGCCGCAGCAGCAGCUGCUGCUGCUUGGUCUGCUUCCGAAUCUGGCAAUAAGUCAGCCAGUGGUAGUGCUGGUGGUGGUGAAGGCACAGCCGCCGGCUCAGAGGCUUCGGACAAUGAAGAGGAGGAAGCACCCGAUGAUGGCUCGGAUGAUGAGGAGAUUGCUACCACCUCAACGGCUGCGGUGAAGAUGAAGUUGAAAUUAAAUAAAUCAUUAGCUACCGCACCGUCAACACCAAUCCAGACAGCAGCACCAGUGACAACUGCGGCAACCACAUCGAAGAAGCAAACGCGCCGAAAACGCUCACAAAAGAAAUAUACAAUUUUCGAUGAUGACGACGACGACAUAGAUUAGCUGCCAUUGGGUGUUGUUUUUGCGCUCAACGCACCGGCGGGUAGAAAUGUGAGUGUUGGCAAAGUACCCAAGGAAUUGGCACAUGACGAUUACGAUGGUGAUGAUGAUAAUGACGAUUAAGCGGCAUUAAAGUUGAAAUACUAUCCAUGCUUAAAUAUCCAUAUCGCAUUCAAUAUAAAUAAUUUUCAUUCUCAAUAUUAUUUAGAAAUGGCUUAAAGGCUAAAAAAAAAACGUUAUUCAUAAUAAUUUAAAGUAUAGUUGUAAACUAUUUUAGUUAUUUAACAAGAAAACGGUUCUGUAGUGAUUUAAUUUUCGUUUGUGGGUCUUUCAAUAUUUCUAACAUUUUUACUUUAAUUCACUUAGUUAUAUAAUAAAAUGUUCGUUUCGUAGCAUUUCUUCAGCACAAUUCACAUAUAUAUAUACAAAUGCAGAUGCGUUUUUCGUUACUUUAAAUUCUUAAACACUUACGGUAAUUACAGAUACAUUAUAAUUGAGUACACAUUGCAAAUAUACAAAUAAAUAAAAUAAAGAUACAGAUAAA